Messenger RNA from Penicillium coprophilum, 1098 nucleotides. RefSeq names its product sialidase family protein. Lineage: Eukaryota; Fungi; Ascomycota; Eurotiomycetes; Eurotiales; Aspergillaceae. The record is from RefSeq and is a predicted model, not a curated record. The transcript has a single exon. Bases 1 to 1098 code for a protein of 365 amino acids.
AUGCCUGGACACUUGGGUCAAAAGGUCCUCAAGAGCCUGGGACUAAAGGAUCAUCAUGCCCAUCAGCAAGAUCCCCCGAGCGUUCAGCUUCCAGGCAGACCAGCCGUGAGCAACGACGAACGUGGAUUGUCUUCACCUCCGAACAAGGGCACAUACCCUCGCCUCUGCAAGCUCUCAGAUGGCACCAUUCUCUCAUCCUUCACCCAGUUCCCCGAUGGACAGCACGCACUCCGCGUGGCGAAAAGUACCGAUAACGGCCGCACAUUCGAAGACUUCUCCGAGGUAACCCGUGCUUCUGGCGACGUUGAUAACAUGUUCUUGUGCGAGGUGACACCGGGGACGAUAUUAGCGGCUUUCCGCAAUCAUGACAAGGGUCCAAAUGGCCCCACCCACUUCCGUAUCACUGUCUGCCGGUCUACGGAUGGAGGUCGGGUCUGGCAAUUCGCCUCGCAAGCAGCCGAGAAGCGCCCCCCUUUAGGAAUCUGGGAACCCUUCAUGCGCGUCGGGCGCCAAGGUGAAGUGCAACUUUAUUUUUCGCAGGAAUUCGCCCAUAACAACCAAUGUACCAUGCUGGUCGUCUCGCGGGACCAAGGAAGUACCUGGACUUCACCGGUCUGUCUGCAUGGUGAUCAAGAUCCGCUUCGCGAUGGCAUGUGUGGUAUCGCACGAACUGUGGAUAACGGUCGCGAGGCUCUUCUCAUGGUAUUUGAGACCACACGGUACGGACCGUUCAGUGUCGAAUCGCUUCUAUCAUAUGAUGACGGUGCCACCUGGGGUUGGCGCCAGGAAGUUUUCCGCCCACGGAAGGGUCACAAUGCGGGCUCCCCCCAGAUUGCCUCGUUUGCGGAUGGAUCUUUGGCCACGGUUUUCAUGACAGACGAUGACUCGGAGCACGUGAGUUGGGUAAAGAAUGCCUCUAUCAAGGUCGUCUUUGCUGGCCCGCCCGUUGAUGGGCGUGUUCAAUGGAGUUCGCCAACCCUGAUCUCCCCAGCUUCUAGUUUCUGGCCUGGAAUUAUGACGUUAGAUGGCCACAACGUACUAGCCACUUAUGACCGAGGUGGGCCCCUUGUGAAGACCAUCACUUGGCACCCUUUGUAG